Rhinichthys klamathensis goyatoka is the source of this 1733-nucleotide messenger RNA. RefSeq names its product interleukin 11 receptor, alpha (gene il11ra). Gene Ontology annotation, molecular function: cytokine receptor activity; protein binding. Gene Ontology annotation, cellular component: membrane. Lineage: Eukaryota; Metazoa; Chordata; Actinopteri; Cypriniformes; Leuciscidae. The record is from RefSeq and is a predicted model, not a curated record.
AAUGGGAAGAGAGGAGGGGAAGUCUCAUCUAAUCCUCUGACUCUACUACGAAGGUGAAGCGAAGCCAAAGCAAUGGAGAGGAACCGCGUCAAAAUGCUCGUUUAAAGUUUGAAGAAAAGUAAGAUGCCCGGUUUAGUGUCAUGCCUUGGCGAUCUAAUAGUCACUGGAAUCCUCAUCCUCUUCUCUGACCACGUCAAAUCAGAGAUAUGGACCAAUGAAGUUUCAGACGUCCAGUUCGGUGGACUGGGCUCCAGGGUCACCCUCACAUGCGGAGGCUCACAUGGCGGGUCUCCGGUGGAAUGGCGGUUCAAUGGGAGCUCAGUACCGACGUGGCAAACACACGAGGGCUCGCUUGCACUACUCAACACCACACACUCAAUGGAAGGCAACUACAGCUGCCAUGAUGAACGAGGAACUUUACUGCAGUCCAUCAAACUACGCCUGGGACAUCCGCCUCAUUUCGUCAGUGUUUCUUGCCAGAUACCGAAUCAUAUGAGAAUCCACUGCUCCUGGGUACAAACUAAGACAACACACCUGCCCACAAUCUACAGAACCUCCUACAGCGUUGGAGGCCGAGGGGUCGAACCCUGCGAGCAGAAGCACAUUGGUGUGAACGAGUGCACCAUUACUGACCCACAGUUCUGGAGCAACUCGAAGGUCCUGGUAAACAUCACCCAAAUCAACCCUGGCUCCAACUCCACCAUUAUCCAAAUAGAUGCUCAUGAACUCUUAAAACCGGAUCCUCCGGAGGAUGUUCGAGUUCUUCCCGUUGAAGGUCAGCCCACACAGUUAUUGGUCCGCUGGAGUUGUCCUUCAUCCUGGCCGACUGAUAGCUUGUCUUUUCCCUUGACAUACCAACUGCACUACCGGCCGAUCGGCUCCAACCUCUGGUCAACGCUGGAGACGGAGGAGAACACGAGUCUGAAGAUUAUGGAUGCUCUGGUGGGUCACUCUCAUCAGAUCCAGAUCCGAGCUCAGGACGCCCUGAUCAACCACAGCCAGUGGAGUGAGUGGAGUCAUGUGGUGGAGGCCCGGCCCUGGAUCGAGCCUUGGGAAGAGCCAACGGAGGAACCAGAUUUUAUCUAUCCAUUUGACAAUUUGUCAUCUCUUGUGAGGACAACAGGCAAGUCCCCAGAUUCAUUACACUCGAACGGAAGCCUCGGUCUGUUGGUUUUGCUGGGGCUGUUUGCAGCGGUCAUGGUGGCUGUGUUAUUAACUAUCAUCAUGCUUCUAUGGGUGAGGCAAAGGAAACAAGACAAUGUGAAGAAACAGGAACUGACUUCCAUGGUGAAGAUGAAGUCCAUCCCGAUCUGAAAUUUGAGAAGUUGUCCGUCUCCAGGUCAGCCCUCAUAGGGCAUCAGUAUAGGGAACCACCACCACUGCCACCACAGCUGACAGACUCCGUUACCCACAAUACACCUCUCCUCUCAGCAGAGCUCUGAGGGACGUCAACUGUGAACAUGUACAGUCUACAAUGUAGCACAACGCAAUGGAAAAACACAAGGAUUUCUUUCUCUCUUUGCUUUCUUCUGCUCACGGCAAAUGAAAAACAUAUUUUUGUGUAAUUCGUUCUUCCCGAUAUUCUCCACUGGGGACGCUGUGAAAAGGCUCGGCUUUGUGAGCAGCAUACGGGGCAUUAUGGAGAAAGUGUCUUCGUCAGUGUUUCAGUCCUCAAACUCACUCGUCUGGCGAAAAAGACACUCCGUAUAACUUAAGACAGCUGCUAUCUUUGG